CACCGCCCUCUGCGCCUGCGCAGUGUCCGACCGGCGGCGGCCGUUUGUCGCAUCCGGGUCAGCGCCGGGGCGGUUGGGCGAUGGCGACGGUAGCGGAGCUGAAAGCAGUUUUAAAGGACACACUGGAAAAAAGAGGAGCCCUGGGGCAAAUAAAAGCGAGGAUCAGAGCUGAGGUGUUCAAUGCGUUGGAUGACCAGAGCGAACCGCGGCCGCCGCUGUCUCACGAGAACCUGCUGAUCAAUGAGCUGAUCCGGGAAUACCUGGAGUUCAACAAGUACAAAUACGCAGCAUCCGUGCUCACUGCAGCUGGCCAGCCUGAAGUGCCAUUGGAUAGACAGUUUCUUGUCAAGGAGCUGAACAUUGUUGAAGAUGCAAAUGGAAAAUCAGUACCUCUCUUAUAUGGAAUUAUAUCGCAUUUCUUACACCAUGGUAAAGAAGAAAGUACCCAGACUACUCUUCCAAAGGUGUCUUUGCUGAGUUAUCCAAGGCAGAACCUUGCUAAACCAUCAACCGAGAGGAAUCAAAAAGAUCGAAUUCCAGAACCAGGAAGGAUGGCUGGCACGAGCAUUGAAGAGCCUCUUGUUCUACAGAGCAUAAAGAGAUGAUGUGAUGAUGUCUUUUAUAUGUUCACUUAUCCUGUAAAGCUCUUGGAGAGUUAAUUUAUGAAAUUCUUCAUUAUGUAAAUUUUUCCAUUGUGUCCAGUGGGACCAUUUCCAUUUGUUAGAGUUCCCCAUGAGACAGGAAGACAAAGUCAUUAUUCCUGCCAGUGAAAAAAUAUUAGCAAAAAGGCAUUCUUCCUCCAGAAGAUAGAAGGAAAACUGUAUAUAAAAUCAGAUUAGUCAAGCCUGUGUCUAGAAUUAGGCCUAAAAAAUACUUCUUUUAUAUUUUAAAAUAAAAAUUUACUAGAUA
Messenger RNA from Phasianus colchicus (ring-necked pheasant), 909 nucleotides. RefSeq names its product centrosomal protein 20 (gene CEP20). Gene Ontology annotation, molecular function: protein binding. Lineage: Eukaryota; Metazoa; Chordata; Aves; Galliformes; Phasianidae. Gene Ontology annotation, cellular component: motile cilium; centrosome; ciliary basal body. Gene Ontology annotation, biological process: microtubule anchoring; cilium assembly. The record is from RefSeq and is a predicted model, not a curated record.